UAGCUCAGAUGCACUAGUCUCGAAGCCCAGACUGAAGAGACGGCUCAGUAGGCUACUUGGUUAAAACCGAAAGCGACAUAAACAGCUGUCACAGAAAUGUCUGGGUUUGGGAACAAGUUGAGUGGAUAUACAAUGACCCAGUUGAAUGAACUACUCGAAGACGAUGACAAGCUCAAUAAGAUUGUUGGAGACAUGGAGGAGGUCCAGAACGUCCAGCAGAGCAAAGAGAUCACCCUGGCCGGCAACCGCAGCCUGGCCGAGCAGAACCUCCAGCUCCAGCCUCAGUUAGACUUCCAGAAGAACGAGCUGACCAAACGCUACCGGUGUCUCCAGGAGCUGUACGAGGCCUACCAACUCCGCAAGUCCACGCUAGAUGAUCUGUCUGGGAACAGCUCUUUAGACACAUUGCUUGCGCUGCUACAGGCAGAAGGAGCCAAGAUCGAAGAGGAAACGGAGAACAUGGCUGAUUCGUUUUUGGACGGGAACAUUGCUUUGGAUGGAUUCAUCGACGAGUAUCGGAACAAAAGAAAGCUAGCCCAUUUGCGGAGGGUGAAGAUCGAUAAGCUCCACGAGCUGGUGCUGAAGGGACCGUCGAUGCCCCUGCCCCCAGUCCCAACCUCUCGUCCCCCGGAGUUGCCGGCUAAAUCCUCCCCCUUGCACAAGGAGCCCAGCUCCAGCAACACCAGCUCCCCAGUGCCCCAUCCCAGACGAGCCCCUCCACCUCCACCCGUCAGGACUCCGCCUGUACCCCCCACCACAGCCGCCCAACCUGCCCCGGUGUUCUCCUACCCUACCUCUUCCUACCCUACCCCCUCCUACCCACCCGUCCCCCCCAGAGUGGGCCAGUCUGUGCCCAACUUUAAUCAGGGUUACCCCCAACACGCCUUCAUGCCCCAGUACCCGCCUGCACUUCCCCAGAGGCCCCCGCCUCGCAUGGUCCCACAGCCUGGCUUCAUCAUCCAGUGAAGAUGCAGCAGCAGGGUGUUUGCUGGGAAAGAGGAUACGUGCACAUAUGGACUUACACGCUGGCACCUUGUUUUUUUCCCGUUUGAGGUCUGUAGUGUCUAAACCUCUGCACAUAUCGCUGCAUAUCCAGACUGCGAAUAGAGUCUGCUGACAUUGAAUGGUAUGGACAAUGCAUAAGACAGACAGAAGAGAAAAUAACGGCACAAAUUUGCACUUGCAGCUUGUGUAUUCCCUUUCCCCAGUAAAUUCAAACUUGUUUGUUGUUACUAUGAAAAGAAGUUAGUCUCUGGGAUAGGGCUGGGCGAUAUAUCGAUAUUUUAGAUAUAUCGAUAUUUUUAAAAAUGAGAUAUGGAAUUAGACCAUAUCGUAUAUACCGAUAUAGUUCAAAUUUGCGGUUUGAUUGCUCCAGGCAAGCCGCUGGCCGGAGCUCUAUGCGCUGCUCCCCGCACCCGCGCCCGCCCCUCCUCUUUCUGACACAGAGCGGGGUUGCACACAGCACCUAAGUUGUGUCCCUUAAGUAUCAACCAUAAGGCUUAUGUGAGGAAUUUAUUUAAGGGUGUUGCACAAAAUGUCUUAAAUGGUAUCCUUAGGUAAGGAAAUUCGUUAAGUUAUUUAGAUUUUCAUUUGCAUUGAAAGGGAUUUUCUGGCACGACAAAUUCCAGUUCCCACGGAGAUUGUUCGUUUGCUAAUAUGUGCAUGCUUUUCUGAGGGUGAAAUGCGGGGCUGACUGUCCAAAAUAAUAUCAAGAUGUGAGCACAUAUUGUCUAUAAAAUGGUAUAGCGAAUAACACGACAAAUCUGACUAUAAACUUUGACCAGUUUGACGGGUGACGCAGCCAAACACUGCGCACCUUAGAACAGUGACGUUAAUUUCACGAUGUUAUACUGUACAUCUAAUGUACCUAUCAGUAGCUAAUGUUAGCGAUAAAUAACUCAACAGGUACGUUCAACAUAUGUAACUAACUAGCUUGCUAAUAAGUUAUGCAAUUAGAAAGCAAUCCACCAAACACAAUAGCCUAAAGCUUAAUGAUCUAUAAUCUUACCGUGAUAAUUUUCGGUGACAUUUAUCCAUUCAUCAAGUAAAUCCUGAGACAUGAAUUGAAGUAUACUAGCUAGCUAGUUAGAUAUUAUCCUCUGGCUGUCAUCCAAAGAGCAAGACCAUUUGUGCACCAAAAAAAAUUUGUUACAUGUUGCCUGGUGAACCAAACCAAAGCUCAUAGGCUAUCAGUUAGGACGACUUGAGCAAGCUAUGUUACCACUAGGCCUAAAUAAACGACAUAACUUCUGAUAGGCCUAUUUGAUUGAAGAGUAAUAUUAGCAGAAGAUUUAUUUAUUUUCAAUUGUUAAAAGUGGUUAAUUAACUACAUUUAUCAGCAUUGACUCAGAUAAUAAUAUGGGUUUUCCUUUAGGCUGCUGGACAUUUGUGCAACGGUUUGAGGGAUUUCUUAAGAUAAUAAGGAGAAAACUCAAAUACAUGAGGGAAAAUGUUAAGGAGAAUACUUAGAGGUGUUUGUGUAACUGAUCUUAUGUUAAGGGGGCCUUAAAUCAAAUUUUAAGGGUGCUUUGUUCUAGCAGCUACUUUGCGGGGAAAAUAUCGGGAUAUAUAUCGUAUAUCGAUAUUCAGCCUAAAUAUAUCGGGAUAUGACUUUUGGUCCAUAUCGCCCAGCCCUACUCUGGGAGCACCAUGCACCCUGAAUUAGGUUGCUUCAUCCAUUGCUCAGCAGGAAAGUUUAAAGAGGGGCAGCUGGACUUGCCGAUUACCCAGCCUACUCAUAUUACAUACAGUGUCCUUCAGAUCCUGAACAUAUCCUGGCUUCUAUGACGAGCUUGUGUUGUUUUCCUUUUUUACAUGUGUUCGAAUUUGAAGUAGUAGGUUCUUUUUCAUUUCAAGUCUGAACAGCAUUUUAAUUUGUGAAAUGGUAAAACCCUAUGCACAAAGACAAAGACUGCACUGUUUUGGCGAGAAAUGAAGAGCGAACGAAAAGUCACACACACACAAAAACAUUUUUGUGUCAGUCGUUACACAGGCAUGCACAGGCACAACCUGGACUCCAAGAUGUUUCUUAUGGUUGAUUUUUUUUUUUUUUACAACUGGAUUUGACUCACUUUUGAGUGUGGGAUGGCUAAGGCUAUACAUGUUAGAAUGGUAAGCUAAGGUGUGCCACUUGUAGUAGGCCACUCAGGAAAACUGGAUUAUUGAGAAAGGGCUCUGGUGCAGGAGGUAAUCCAGCGAAAUCCUGUUGAGGAGAUGACCGUGUUGCUGCUUCAAAUGUCUCAGGGCAGGAACACAUUGAACUGUGAGAGUGUUCGUGUGUGUGUGUGUGUGUUUGUGUGUGUGUGUGUGUGUGUGUGUGUGUGUGUGUGUGUGUGUGUGUGUGUGUGUGUGUGUGUGUUUGGGCAUGCAUAUGUGUGCAUUUUGGGGAGUAUGCAAGGGGGCAUAUAUAGGUGUCUGCUUGCACUGUCUUUGCCAUCUGUGUAUGUACACUGAAUAUUUUACUAUUGAUUAAAAUAACCUGUUUUCUGUAAACAUUGUCUUCUAACAAAUAUGGUCUCAUCACAUCUCUCAAUGCUUUAUAAGCAAUGACUGACCAGCACUCAGAGAUGAACACCUAAGACCUCAUUUUUCCAUUUAUUAUUGUCAUGCCCUUGUAUGGAACCUAUACCAUUACGCAUGGUUUUGAUACAGUCUGUGUAGCCUUGCAGUCAUUGGUGUAGUCAUUUAAAUAUAAUCAAACAUAGGAUGAGUAUAUACAUUCACAUGAAUCAUACUUAACAGUCAUGCCGGGCUGGCAUCCAGAUCCAUCCUUCACUGUUGCUUGAAGCCACUGAGUGCCUUUUUUUAUGGUCAUAGUACUUCCAAGCUGUCUCCAGCUAGUACCAUGACAGCCCUCAACACCUUCAUAGGUACAUACCAGGCUUCACAUGUAAUUUGGUACGCCUGUAAAACAGGGAUUUGGUGAAGUCUGUUUUCAUUACUUAUGCUUGUUGUCAUGAAUGACAGCUCGAACAGGCUUGGCAGGGUUGGAUUCUAAGAGAAGCAAUAUCAUUUUAGAAAGGUGUAUGCUUGUAUUCCUUUGCAGUGGUUGGGAAUUAAUUUAUCAACAUAUGCAUCUGAGUUUAGAACAAUUGAGACUUUUUUUUUCUUAAAUGGUGCACUUUGACAAGAGGGGAUAAAUUGCGAGAUAACUAUGUUUUUGUUCGAUAAUUUGAAAAACUAUUAAAUAAUUGUAAACCACCCCAUACCAGCAUUUUACACUCCCCUGAUAUGUUUGUUGUGUUCAUUAUACAAGUUUGCACCAUAUUACAUUUUUUGCCUUCCUGGAAAAAUUUCCAGACAGCUAUGUACUACAAUCUACUCUUUUGUAUGCCCCCUCUGUAUUACAGGACAUUGAACAUUAUAAACUGAUAUUGUAUCAGUUGUUAGUGGUGGGUGGAAUUGCUUUGGUAGGUUUUUAAGAGUAAUUAAUAAAAAGAAAAUUUUCAUUUUUUA
This is a messenger RNA of Sardina pilchardus (European sardine), 4455 nucleotides long. It is a transcript of the gene vps37ba, whose product is annotated as VPS37B subunit of ESCRT-I a. NCBI's taxonomy places the organism in Eukaryota, Metazoa, Chordata, Actinopteri, Clupeiformes, Clupeidae. Bases 97 to 966 code for a protein of 289 amino acids. The transcript is spliced from 4 exons. The record is from RefSeq and is a predicted model, not a curated record. Gene Ontology annotation, biological process: protein targeting to membrane; ubiquitin-dependent protein catabolic process via the multivesicular body sorting pathway; protein targeting to vacuole. Gene Ontology annotation, cellular component: ESCRT I complex.